GGACAAAACCGCCGAGUCCAGCGCCUCUGUCCAACUCCAUCGCUCAAUCCAAGACCCCUCCCCCGAUUUAAAACGGCAUCUGGCUCACAUCCCAGUCCCAACCCAGUCCCAGUCCCAGUCCCCCAAGUACAUAUCCCCGCAUCCGCAUCCAAAGCCAAGAGCCAAGCCCAAGGCCCCAUUUGCAUCCGGUUCAGCCUCCGCCCGUCCGCCCCGUCCGCCAUGAUCUCUCAGGAACAAGUCCCGCUUGCCGCGUCCAUCGCCGGUGCCAUCUCCGUCAGCUGCUGGGUCGUCGUCUACACUCCACAAAUCUGGGAAAACUACUGCCGGAAAUCGACGCAGGGGCUUUCGCUGAUGUUCGUCAUCAUCUGGAUGCUCGGCGAUUUGUUUAGUCUGAUCGGCUCGCUGAUGAACAAACUCAUCCUGACCGUGUACGGGUUGGCCAUCUAUUACCUGUUCAUGGACGUCAUCCUCCUCUGGCAGUACGUCCGCUACCGUCCUGUCAGCAACCCCGUUUUGGUCUCAGCCGACGCUGCUGUGGACGACCGCACUCGGCUGCUGGCAGAGGCUCCUGAGCAGCCCCAUCCGAAUUACCAGACCAACAAUCCAUCGGUGCCAUCCGGGAGCCAUGCUGCUGCCGCUGCCACUCGGACCGCUAUUGUCUUGACGGGCCUGGUGUUUUUGUCUCAGUCGGCUGCGACUCCGGGAUCAGCGAUUUCCGGCAGGGUCUUUGAGUCGUCGAUACUGGAAGACAUUCCGGAGGAUACCCUGUAUAUGGCCAACCUCAUGGGCUAUCUUUCUGCCAUUCUCUAUGUUCUCUCUCGGAUACCCCAGAUCGUCGAGAACUUCAGAAACAAGUCAUGCGAGGGUCUCUCCCUCCUCAUGUUCCUCUUCAGCACCGUCGGCAACGUCACGUACUGCAUGUCGAUUCUCCUGGUUUCGCUCGAGCCCGAGUACCUUGCCCGCAAUGUGCCUUGGCUCCUCGGCAGCGCCGGAACGCUGCUCUUUGAUGGAAUUAUCUUUAUCCAGUUCUUUGCCUAUCGACACCGGCAUCGACAUGUAUCUGUCUCGCCCGCAGAGACAGACUGUGUGUGAGCCAAUACCCCAGCUGCGAUUCUUCCUGCCCUCUGCUACCACCCGCUGAAACGCUCACCCUUGUCCAUACCACCGGCGGCCUGGCAGAUCGUUCAUCCCGCCUGUGUUGUCAGAGGGGCGUUGUCGUUGAAAAUAGAUUUUUGAGACUGCAUUGCCACCGGCGCUGCCACCGCGUUGUGCGACCCGGUGGGUUGGGCGGG
Molecule: messenger RNA, 1292 nt
Organism: Polychytrium aggregatum
Lineage: Eukaryota; Fungi; Chytridiomycota; Chytridiomycetes; Polychytriales
Exons: 6
Coding region: 220-1092 (290 amino acids)
Biological process (GO): basic amino acid transmembrane export from vacuole
Cellular component (GO): fungal-type vacuole membrane
Source: RefSeq, a predicted model, not a curated record